UUCGAAUCAAGUUGUCGACACCGCUCACGAACUUGCUUUUUUAGUUAGCCCAUGCACAUUUGUCUUGAUUUUAUAGCGAUUUGGUCUUUAACAAAAAUUUACGAUUCACUAAUUUUAAAUGCUCAAACAAUUAUUCAAUUAUAUUUUAUUUAAAAAAAUUACAUAAUUUUCAAUUUUCUCCGUCCGUGAAUACUUGUAAAUAUUUGUUAACUUAUGUUUUUAUAAACAAAUAUUACGAACACUAAAAUUAAAAAAAUUUAAAUACAGAUGAACUACAAUUGACAUGUAAAAUGAUGACAAUUUUCGAGUAUUAAUGGCAUAGGCUAAAUGAUGUUACAAAAAAUGCAGAACUUCACUGCCAGCAAAAGACAGACUGCAAACAGUGUCUUGAAGCACCUGUAAACAGUUGGGGGGCCACCGUGCGAUGGCAACGCCCCCCGACAGCCCGAUCAUAGAAGAUGUAACACUCAUUGAGCUUGAGGAGCAAUUAUAUAAUUCAUCUGCUUUCCAGCACGCUAGGCCAGUGGCUUUAGAGGAUCUUUGUCGACAAACUAAAUUUACUAGACAAGAAAUUCGUAUUAUGUAUAGAGGAUUUAAACAGAAAUGUCCGGAAGGAGUUGUGCAUGAAGAUUUGUUCAAAGAUAUAUACUCCAAGUUUUUCCCUCACGGAAAUUCGAAUUUAUAUGCUCAUUUUGUGUUCAAAGCAUUCGAUGUCAAAUGCAACGGCGCAAUUAGUUUUAAAGAUAUGUUAAUGACAUUAUCCACACUACUGCGUGGAUCUAUUUACGAAAAGCUCCGAUGGACUUUUAAGCUUUACGAUUUGAAUGGUGACGGAUGCAUAACAAGGUCUGAGCUCGGUCAAAUCGUGCUGGCCAUUCACGAGCUAAUGGGCAAGAGACCACAAGGCCGUAGCAAUAGCAAAUCAAAGGAUCAAACAGAUAUGGUUUUUCAAAAGCUUGAUAUCAACCAAGAUGGUGUUAUAACAUUUGAAGAAUUCAUUGAAUCUUGUUUAAAGGAUGAAGGAAUUACCAACUCAUUACAAGUGUUUGAUUCGAGAUCUCUGUGAUUAUCGCUAUCCUCCGUCAAUUCUGUAGAAGUAUCACUCUUGUCUUGUGAACAAUCUGAGCAAGAUCAGGAAGAGAAAAUGGCGGAGGAUCAAUGUCAAACGCGAUCAGCAGGCAAUCAGCAGCAGUCUUCCCAAAACAAUAUUUUCUUUGAUUUUUAAUUAUAUCAUUAUCAUAAAAAUAUAUUAAUUUAUCGAUCUUCUUAGGAUUGUAAGUGAAAUUUUAAAUUAUAACACCGUUAACAUAUUUUAA
Messenger RNA from Daktulosphaira vitifoliae (grape phylloxera), 1316 nucleotides. Its product is annotated as Kv channel-interacting protein 4. NCBI's taxonomy places the organism in Eukaryota, Metazoa, Arthropoda, Insecta, Hemiptera, Phylloxeridae. The record is from RefSeq and is a predicted model, not a curated record. Gene Ontology annotation, molecular function: calcium ion binding. The coding region runs from base 425 to 1066 and encodes 213 amino acids. The transcript is spliced from 7 exons.